This is a messenger RNA of Emericellopsis cladophorae, 2343 nucleotides long. RefSeq lists its product as uncharacterized. NCBI's taxonomy places the organism in Eukaryota, Fungi, Ascomycota, Sordariomycetes, Hypocreales, Bionectriaceae. The record is from RefSeq and is a predicted model, not a curated record. The coding region runs from base 1 to 2343 and encodes 780 amino acids. The transcript is spliced from 5 exons.
AUGGCUUCGUCCAUCACACAUGCGCAGGCCGAGCUCAUCAGCUCCAUGGUUCUGGACGAUAUUCCCAUCAAGCUCCGAUGCGCAAUCUGCAGCAAACUUGCCGUCAACGCAUACCGAUUACCAUGUUGUGAACAGGCCAUCUGCGAAAACUGCCACAAGGAUCUGCCCUCAUCGUGCCCCGUCUGCGAACAUUCCCCUCUCUCCGCGGAGGACUGUACCCCGAACAAGUCACUGCGAACGACGAUCAAAGUCUUUCUUAGGACGGCCGAGAAGAAGAGAGAGGCGGCUAAGGCCAAGGAAGCAACACCUGCAACACCCUCGGAAGCAGCGACAGCUGAGCCGCGUGAGGAUGGCGGAAGCACCACCGUGGACGCUGUGGGCACGACCAACCAGCCCGAUGUGGACAAUGAUCAGCCUGAGCACCAAGGAGCUGGUCGCUCGGAGCAAGAGGGCGAGGUGAGCCAAGAACGCGCACACGACCCCGAUGCCAAUGGCGAAACGGCAGAUAUCCAAGAGCACGAUGGUCAGGCUCAAGAUGAACAAGAACAAACGGAUCAUGUGAAUGAGAACGAGGAACAGAAUCAAGGCGAGGGCGAAGGCGAAGGCGCCGCAAACGAUCCAAACAAUCAACAAGGCUUUGACCCGAGCAUGAUGAAUGGAUUCCCCAACGCGAACAUGGGAAACCAGGAAGAAUAUAUGCAGAUGAUGAUGGCCAUGCAAAAUGGCAUCGGCAACUCCUUCGUCGGCUUUCCGAUGAUGGGCAUGCCUGGCAUGGGCAUGGACCCCAUGAUGAUGCAGAACAUGUACAUGAACGGUGGCUUCCAACAAGGCAUGGGCAUGGGCGGCGGUGGUUUUGGCGGAGGCAAUAAUUGGAACAAUGGGUCUUGGAAUUCAUUCGACCAAAGUAAUUUCAAUCAAGUUGGUGCCCACGCUGCUGCUGGUGAUUAUAGUGGCGGAUUUAACACGGGACUCCAGAACAACUACUACCAAGGACACCAGAGCCAGUAUGACUACCGAGGUCGAGGACGAGGCCGCGGGCGUGGGCGCGGCUUCUCUGGAGGAGGCUACGGAUACGGACGAGGAGGCUACAACAACCAGUUCGGCGCCACUGGGUACCAGGAGCAUCAGAACUACGGCCAAGCAGGGCAAAACAUGAUUUCAGAGGGACAGCAACAGGGCAACGGUCAAUCUGGCGAUACUGUGGCAAAGCUGGAGGACGAGAAGAUGGAAGGGGCUGCCGAGGGAAUUGGCGAGGGCGCGCAGGAUGCGCUGAACCCAGCCGCGACCUCCAAUGGACCUCAAAGUGCCGUGCCUCAAGGCCCUGCAUCUAGCAACGCUGGUAGCGCUAUUCGCUCUGUUCUGUCUGCGCCAGAUGUUCCCCUUAACGCUCCCACCGGGCCAAAGGCCAUGAGACAGGGUCUUCCCAACACCAGUCUGCACCAUCUCCGCGCCCGCGGGCUUGUGCAAGACCAGCCUGCGCCGCAACAGCAGCAGCACGAGCGUUCCCAGAGCAGACAAGUCGACACGCAGAAGGACGGUGAGCAAAGUCGGAGUCGUGAGCGAAGAGAAGACGUUGGGGACAUGCGGGGGGACUAUUCACGUUCGCGCUCGCCUCGACGGGAUCGCUCACGCAGUCGUAGCCGUAGCCGAGGCCACAAGUCCUCGUCGCGCAGACAUCGCCGCCACCGAUCGCGCUCCCGAUCAGAGGACACUGAGCGCCGAUCUCGUAAACGCCGAAGUCGCAAGUACGAAGAUGAGGACGUGGGUGACGUGCACUCACGCAAAUACGACGACGAGGACACGAGAUCGAGGAAGUACGACGAGGACGCUGACGAGACUUCACGUUCUAGAAGAUACGAAGACGACAAGUACACGGAGCGUUCUGGUACGCCGUCAUCAGAGCACAAGCGAUCAAGCCACCGUUCCAGUCGCAGAGAUGACAAACGCAGCCACCGCCACCGGGACGACGACUACAAGCGCUCUUCGCACCGAUCGUCGCACCGCUCCAGUCGCGACCACGAGUCUACAUCUUCUCGCCGGAGAGACAGAGACCGCAAAGAGCGCAAGCGGGAGGGUCGUCGUGGUUCAGCCGACGAAGGCGCAAAGAUCGAGUCGCACGACCAACAGAAGGGUUCCGUGCCCGCUACCACGACUACGAAGGAUGCGCACACCCUGGAACGAGAGGCGAGGGACAGGGAGCGUCUACUUAAAGAAGCGCAGCGACUCGCCGGGUUUCGUGGGUCUAAGAGGGGCCGAGACGAUGGAGGCGAUGAUGGCGGCAGCAGUCGAAGGAAGAGAAAGAGUGGACGGCGAGGCGAGGCUGGUAGUGGGGAAGAAGACUAA